Schizosaccharomyces cryophilus OY26 is the source of this 3487-nucleotide messenger RNA. RefSeq names its product Sim4 and Mal2 associated protein 2. Lineage: Eukaryota; Fungi; Ascomycota; Schizosaccharomycetes; Schizosaccharomycetales; Schizosaccharomycetaceae. The record is from RefSeq and is a predicted model, not a curated record. The coding region runs from base 107 to 1141 and encodes 344 amino acids. The transcript has a single exon.
UUACGAACAAUUUCUCCAACCGAAACUUCAAAGUCUAUGGAUAUUGUUUAUUGUAUAAUUACAAAAUAAAUGUAUUUUUUCGGUCAGAUAUCAUAGAGAGACCAGGAUGACAAGUCGACGAUUCAGCCAGAUUUCUCAAGAGGAUAAUAGUAGUAGUGAAGAAGAAAUUCCCAUUGAAGAAAAUGUUGGUCAAGCUAAACUUCAUUCUAGUUCUAUAAACAAGAAAAUUCGGAACACUGAAAACACGCCGACUGAGGAAAAAAGCGGGUUAAAUCCCCUUACUUGGGAAAAGAAGGAGCUGUUAGAGAGGAGGAAUCAAUUGUACAGUCAAAUAUAUUUGUUAGAGCAAGAUAUUGUACGAUUCCAAAAACAGACUUUGGAUCCAAACUUACAGAAGCAAGAACAUCAAAUGCUUAAGGAGCUCGUUGGGUUAUUCUUCGAGACUUCACCGGCUUCGGAAGAUAGACAGUCUACUAAAAACGACAGUAAUGAUGUUUUUAUUCCUUCUGCGGCACCUAAUAUUAAUCGCCCAGUUAGGGUCUCUUUUUCAGGACUACGGAUUCUUACCCACCAGUCUACAGAUGUGAGCGAUGUACAUUGCAUGCACGAAUUUAAGGGAUUAUCUGAUUUUUUUCCGUUUUUGGAUUUUCAUAUGUAUAUCCAUAUUCGUACAACUGAUUAUGCUAUCCUUGAGAUGUUUAGUACGGUAGCUUCAUUUGCAAGAAACGAGCUUCAAUCUGUGUUAGAGAAAUCAGCGAAUGCAAGGGAUGUAGUGACAGCAUUAAGGGCAAUCUCAAUGUUUGGAUAUUAUCAUGCAAUUCGCUCCGACGAUUGGACAUAUUUUUUAAGUAAAUUCGAUGGGUUAGCGAGAGUCGAUUUAACUACAUCUGAGCUACAUGUUCAAAGUAAACUAUACAAGGUUUCGUUACAGCAUAACAUCUGUUUUGACGAGUUUGGAUUUGCCAAAGCGGCAUAUAACAUAUUAUUUAGACCAAAAAAAAUACCCCAAAAGAGCGAAGAGUCUAUUUCAUUACUUACAAAAAAAAUUAAUCAUCGAUUCCAUGAAUUAAUCAGUCUUUUCGGAUUUCGGAAAGGUUCUGAAAUCUUACUAGAGAUAUUGUUUAAACCAGCCAACGGAUAAGAAUCAGGGUAUAUUAAUAGGGAAACGAAUUGGAUCGCAUCGGACAAAACGCACUAAAAAAUAGAGUUUAUAGAAAUAGAAUGAAAAAUUCGAUGUGAAUAUAUACAGUUUAAGAAUGCUUUGGAAACUCUGAGUACUCCACCUCACGCUUUACACCUGCUUCCGGUAGUUGUACAGACUCCAUCACUCGGUUGAUCGACUCAAGUGGCGACCGCUCCUUUUUCACCUUUUUAGAAGGAGAUUGAGGCUUUGUAACUUUGGUGGAAGCAGUGAGUUUUGCUUGCCCUGAAGUCCGUUUCUUGGCAGCUAAAGAAGUGUUUGAGUGAGCCUUUGGUCUCCACCUGGGAGCUUCUAAAUAAGGCUUCAUAGUACGAAUAGCAGCCUGACAAUCUCCUUCAACGAUAAUAUCACACAAGUUCGAAAACUCCUUUGUAGGAGAAUCAAAAUUCAGCCAAAUUACUGACCCUUUCUGACGGUGAACGCAAUUACUCAUUUCCUUUAUGAUUCUUUUAACGCCGGGAAUUUUACAGGAAGUACCUGCAAUGACCAAACAGUCAGGCCUUGAUUUCAAAUCCUGCGAACACACGGCUCCAAUUGCGUCUGAAUCUGGAUGCCCUUCAUUAUAAAGCACAAUUCGUGGACGUAAACAUCCUUCCAUGACAAGUCGCUUUCCAGCAAUGCGACGGACCUCAUUUUCAGUCCUGCAUUCGGGGCAAGCCGUCAGACCAUCUUUCUCGAAGAGACCAGGAUGGAAGGGUCGGACAAAGGGACAUCUCGUACAUCUAACAACUUCUAAUGUCCCAUGGAGUGGGAUAGUGGUAGGCCAAGGCGCUGUUUGAGGCAAGGGAGUGCACGUUUGGAGACCUUCAAGCCGGGUUUCAAGGAAAUCUAUAUUUUGAGUAUACAAACGAAGAAGUUUGGAAUCCUGGGCUAGUUUUGACAAAAAAUGAUGAAAGUCGGUGGGGGCAGCAUUGUCUGAAAGUUCAUGAAGCUUUUUAAUCAUUUCAUGAAAAACGUUUACACUUUUGAGAUCGCGAUACACUCCUCCAUCAAAUAGUUCUUUUCCUGAACAAUUUAAUUUAUACUCUGACCGGAGAGAAGAGAAGAGACCAACGGAGGACCGAAAAUCAGGAAUACCUGCUCCACACGAAAUGCCAGCACCUGUACAAAUUGUUAGAAUAAAUCUGAAAAUGCAUUAAAUUUCAUCUCACAGGAUCUGUGAGUUCCAGAUGACAAAUAACAUACCGGUAACGAUCACUAUUCGUUUUGCUUUUCUUAAAGCGGCAAUUGCAGGAUUCAAAUCAACAUUGUCUGAAGAAAGCUGAAUCUUAAUGGGAGAAUCUGCAAUUUGUUCGUGGCUUUUCAGUCCCGUCUCGGUGGAUUGCAAUUUUCUUUUCUUUGACUCAUCAUUGAUGGGGAGCAGCUCAUCCGGCUUCAUAUUUUCAAGACAAAAUGAAAACGAUAUUAUUCGUUUUUUUGUAAAUUUUAUGAAUUACGUCCAAGAAUCGACAUUUAGGGUACUUUCCCGUUAUUUAGAGAAGUUUGGGGUAAGUGAUGGUGAUGUGUAAUGGACACACAUAUGGGUCAGGAAUUGGAAAGACUCUUCCAAGGGAGUGUUGAGUUGACAGUUUAUAAACAUAUGUUUCAUAAACAAAACAUAAUGGAAGAACCUUACAGAGGAUGAAACCAGCAAGUUUGAAGACUUUUCGAAGAUAUAUAUGUUUAUUCGAAUAAAAGAACAUAAUUUGAAUCAAUUAUUUUUUUGGGGUUUUUAUGUGUCUAUAAAGCGGCAAUCCGAGAUUUAGAAACCGGUCUUUGUUGAGCAAUGAAAAAGCUAGCCUUUUUCGUCCAAACCUCCUGGGUAAACCUAAUCAUUCAAUUCAAUUGUAAAGUUCAUUCUACCUCAAUUGUUAGGGACAAUUUCAACGAUGAGUGAACAUUUUCACCAAAAGUGCUUCAUAUUCCAAUUGGGAUAUGCACUGUUGCGAAUCUAAAGGAAUAGGUGUUUCAAGUGAGUAUAUAAGUUUUGUUAAAAUUGGUUGGCUUUCCUUCUUUUUCACUUUUGAUUUUACAAGUGACUUUCAUGUUGCUACGUGCUGGAGCCAAAGAACAGAAGAAGAAUACUAAGUGCAGCUUUUGUAUUUCAUUCUUCAUUCCUAGUUGAAAAAGCUAUAUACGCUAGUACUCACAUUAGAGUCGGUAUCUACUCUAUAGAUCAAGUUCACUUUGGGCUGACUCGAAUAAAAGCAAAUGAAAAGAGAAUAAAGUGAAUUUAGAAGUGAGUAAUUGAAUAAAUAAAACAUAGAUUAUAAAUACACAUAAUUCGUCAGCAUCGUCACAGGAAAC